Molecule: messenger RNA, 163 nt
Organism: Monoraphidium neglectum
Lineage: Eukaryota; Viridiplantae; Chlorophyta; Chlorophyceae; Sphaeropleales; Selenastraceae
Exons: 1
Source: RefSeq, a predicted model, not a curated record
GUACAUCGAGCUCAAGGAUUACAUCCUGCAGCGCCGCGAGGCCCUCACCGGUGGCCGCGUCACCGCCGCGGACCGCCCCUCCAUCAUGGACCUCGAUUCGGACGACGCCGCAGUGGGCCUGGGGGGCGGCGCCGCCAAGAAGAGCAAGGGCUUCUCCUCAUGA